GGCGGAGUAAAACGCAAACGUAAAGGAUUUGAUAUCCGGAGAGGAACGUCUCACGGUAACGGUCUCUGUCUCGACACCAGCUGGUCUUAUUACUUUUUUUGUCUCUUUAAAUACUUGAAUAAGUUUAAGAAGACGAAGAUUCUCUUCCUUCACUACAGAUUUUUACAAACAAAAAACAAAGAAAGAAGAACAACCUGCUGCUCACCAUGGCAGUGGAAGGAUGCGGCGUCGCCUGUAAAUAUAUCCUCAUCGUUUUCAACAUCAUCUUUGCCGUUCUGGGUUUUGCCUUCCUGGGUCUCGGUUUGUGGCUGAGGUUCGGUGUUGGGACAGGAAACACCUUUGAAUCAGGGUCACAAGACUUAAGUAUAUAUUUUGUAGGCGCGACGGUCCUGAUGACUCUGGGCGCCGUGUUGUUGAUGGUGGUGGUGUUUGGAGAUUAUGGCGCCUGCAAUGAAAAACAGUGUCCACUGAUCGUGUUCUGCGCCCUGCUGGUCGCUCUGGCUGCAGCCAUGGUCGUGUUUGGAGCGCUGGCUUACACCAGAAGACAGGAGGUUGGCGACGGUCUUGUAGAGUUCUACACCGGCAUGUACAAUCAGUAUGCAAACGAUGGAGACCCUGCCAUCGGCGUCACGCUCACAGCUGUUCACAACAUGCUGAACUGCUGUGGAGUUUCUGGGAUGCCACCAGUAGAUAUGGAUAAACAGACGUGCUCAGAUAAAUGUUCUCAGAAGAUCAUCGGCGCCUUCAACAGCUACUCUCCUCUGACGAUGGGCAUCUUCCUCGGAACUGGAGCUCUCCUGAUCACCGCCCUGGUUUGUGCCGUGAUCCUCCUGAUACAGAUCAAGAGAGUCAAUCAGGAGGUCAGUGAGUACUACUCGGCCGUGUACUGAGGAGUACACCUUCUACUGGAGAGCGGAGGCUCGUUUCCAUCUGUGUGUGUGUCGACUACUGAUCACAGUGAAUUCCGAUGACGUUUAUUGUUAUGUUUUUUUUAUCUUAUGAACUACUUUACACUCAGCCCAGCCCUGAAAUCUAAUCUGCAGAGCGACAACUUUCUCCGUCGUAAAAGUACUCAUUACUGCAGCUCUCUGUGAAAUGGAUGUUGCCUGUUAUAAACCAUUAUUCAUACAGCUAUAAACACACAGCCAGGCGAGAGCGUGUGUGUGUGUGUGUGUGAAGGCCUGUGGAUCACUGUGGGCGUGUGAUAAGUAACCUGUCAAUGCCGACAACAAAACAACUUAAUGAUAGACUGAGCGGAGAUGAGCUGCAGGGCUGAGGAUUUCCAUUUAUGAUGAGUGUGUGUGUGCGUGUGUGUGUGUGUGUGGCGGCUGCAGCCACGACAACGAGAGCUGAUGCAAUUAUUUGCACUAUUUCCACAUCAGUUGUUACACCUUUUUAUCUGUAAAGAAUUUUUUAACAAAGAGAAAAGGAACCAUUUCCUUCAUCAUCAGCCAUGUUUCUGACUUCACCGACUCACGGCUUUAACUCGUAGCUUUAUCAACACUGGUGUCGUCUGCUGGUGAUAACGUUGCUGCUUUAUUCAAUGGUUUAAAAAAACACUUUGUUUCCCGUACACUGUCUGAACCGCGGGCCGCAGGUUUGGCCCAUAAAUGUUGUUGAUCGUCCUUGAACAUUUCAUACAGAGUGAAUGGAGUUCAAACAAAUACUGUCUUUAAAAUCAAUGUCUUUAAACUUUAAGUGCUGUGAACUCCGCGUGUACACAGCGAGUACCGUGUACUUUGUUAUACCUGACUGUCAGAGUAACUGGUUUUUUCUAACCCAGUGAGUAUUUCGUCAUCUCGGCCAAUAUCGUGUUUCCUGUUGUCAAUAAAAGACGAAGGACAUGA
This is a messenger RNA of Cynoglossus semilaevis (tongue sole), 1847 nucleotides long. RefSeq names its product CD9 molecule related (gene cd9r). Gene Ontology annotation, cellular component: plasma membrane. Bases 207 to 890 code for a protein of 227 amino acids. Lineage: Eukaryota; Metazoa; Chordata; Actinopteri; Pleuronectiformes; Cynoglossidae. The transcript is spliced from 9 exons. The record is from RefSeq and is a predicted model, not a curated record.